Molecule: messenger RNA, 1809 nt
Organism: Rhinichthys klamathensis goyatoka
Lineage: Eukaryota; Metazoa; Chordata; Actinopteri; Cypriniformes; Leuciscidae
Product: mucin-2-like
Exons: 1
Source: RefSeq, a predicted model, not a curated record
ACUGACACUACAACUACUGAAACUACAACAGUUCAGCCAACUCCAACAUCAACUGACACUACAACUACUGAAACUACAACAGUUCAGCCAACUCAAACAUCAACUGACACUACAACUACUGAAACUACAACAGCUCAGCCAACUCCAACAUCAACUGACACUACAACUACUGAAACCACAACAGUUCAGCCAACUCCAACAUCAACUGACACUACAACUACUGAAACUACAACAGCUCAGCCAACUCCAACAUCAACUGACACUACAACUACUGAAACCACAACAGUUCAGCCAACUCCAACAUCAACUGACACUACAACUACUGAAACUACAACAGUUCAGCCAACUCAAACAUCAACUGACACUACAACUACUGAAACUACAACAGCUCAGCCAACUCCAACAUCAACUGACACUACAACUACUGAAACCACAACAGUUCAGCCAACUCCAACAUCAACUGACACUACAACUACUGAAACUACAACAGUUCAGACAACUCCAACAUCAACUGACACUACAACUACUGAAACUACAACAGCUCAGCCAACUCCAACAUCAACUGACACUACAACUACUGAAACUACAACAGUUCAGCCAACUCCAACAUCAACUGACACUACAACUACUGAAACUACAACAGUUCAGCCAACUCCAACAUCAACUGACACUACAACUACUGAAACUACAACAGUUCAGCCAACUCAAACAUCAACUGACACUACAACUACUGAAACUACAACAGUUCAGACAACUCCAACAUCAACUGACACUACAACUACUGAAACUACAACAGUUCAGACAACUCCAACAUCAACUGACACUACAACUACUGAAACUACAACAGUUCAGACAACUCCAACAUCAACUGACACUACUACUACUGAAACUACAACAGUUCAGACAACUCCAACAUCAACUGACACUACAACUACUGAAACUACAAUAGUUCAGACAACUCCAACAUCAACUGACACUACAACUACUGAAACUACAACAGUUCAGCCAACUCCAACAUCAACUGACACUACAACUACUGAAACUACAACAGCUCAGCCAACUCUAACAUCAACUGACACUACAACUACUGAAACCACAACAGUUCAGACAACUCCAACAUCAACUGACACUACAACUACUGAAACUACAACAGUUCAGACAACUCCAACAUCAACUGACACUACAACUACUGAAACUACAACAGCUCAGCCAACUUCAACAUCAACUGACACUACAACUACUGAAACUACAACAGUUCAGACAACUCCAACAUCAACUGACACUACAACUACUGAAACUACAACAGUUCAGACAACUCCAACAUCAACUGACACUACAACUACUGAAACUAAAACAGUUCAGCCAACUUCAACAUCAACUGACACUACAACUACUGAAACUACAACAGUUCAGACAACUCCAACAUCAACUGACACUACAACUACUGAAACCACAACAGCUCAGCCAACUCCAACAUCAACUGACACUACAACUACUGAAACUACAACAGUUCAGCCAACUUCAACAUCAACUGACACUACAACUACUGAAACUACAACAGUUCAGCCAACUCAAACAUCAACUGACACUACAACUACUGAAACUACAACAGCUCAGCCAACUCCAACAUCAACUGACACUACAACUACUGAAACCACAACAGUUCAGCCAACUCCAACAUCAACUGACACUACAACUACUGAAACCACAACAGCUCAGCCAACUCCAACAUCAACUGACACUACAACUACUGAAACUACAACAGUUCAGCCAACUCCAACAUCAACUGACACUACAACUACUGAAACU